AUGAGACUGAGAAAAAGGCAUCGCCUUUCGCACCAUAAUCUCACCGCUCUUAACGGGAAAGGUUUAGCAACUGGAGGGAAAAUCGGAAAUUGGGGGUUAGGGUUUAGUUAAACGACAGCGUUUUGUGUUUUUUGGUUGUAUAUACAUCAUAUUUAUAUUUCUAACCACCUUAAAGCUUUUUUUCCCUGUUAAGUUUUAUUUCAUACAAAACACAACACACAUAAUUUUUGCCGUUUAAAGAGAAGCCACAAGAUUAAAAUAUACGUAAUCAGUAUCCAAAUUAUUGAACAUCCUAUCCUUUCUAAAAAAAAUUCAAAGGUGUUGUUGAUAUCUUUUCUCUACAUUGUUUUUUUUUUUUUUGGUAAAAAUUUUCUCUACAUUAUUGAUGAUAUUUUUUGGUCAGACUGUUGAUAAUUACGAUGUAAUAAUUCGAUAAAUUUCUUUGUAUAAAAUGAUUUCAUUAACUUUUUUUUGGGCUCUAUUGAGAUUUGAGAAUGAUAUGGCACGGCAAGUGGAUGGUGAAGUUGACUAUCUCUGCCAAACAUAUUAAUUUUCACCAAAGUAGGGACUAAUGAGCAUAAAUCUAUCAGAUUAAUUUUAAUUGUUUUGUCGAUUUCUUUUUUUUCCCAAAGGCCCAAACUAAGAUCUUGGAUCAACCACGUUGCUUUGAUAUCCAUCCACCAUAAAUUCUAUAACACGUCAAAUAAUAAGGUAGUUCCCUUUGUAUAUCUCGAUUACAUGAUCUAAAAUUCUGAUACAGAUCCUUCAAGUAUAACUCUCUCUUUUAAGACAGAAGAUCGA
Messenger RNA from Arabidopsis lyrata subsp. lyrata, 801 nucleotides. RefSeq lists its product as uncharacterized. Lineage: Eukaryota; Viridiplantae; Streptophyta; Magnoliopsida; Brassicales; Brassicaceae. The record is from RefSeq and is a predicted model, not a curated record.